CCCUGGCAGAGGGGCGGUGGCCGCGCAGGCUCCCGCAGACGGACUCACGGACAGACAGGGGACGGAGGGACGGGCGUACAGCCAGGCCAUGCCCGGGGAGGCUGCCCGCGCCGAGCUGCUGCUGCCCGAGGCAGGCGGGCCGGGGCCCCGCACAGAUCUGUCCUGUGAUGCGGCUGCAGCUACCACCCCGAAAGGGGACCAGCUGGAGCACUGUGCCCUGAGCCCUGGCCCCAGCACCCUGGCCCUCACGUUCCUGCCCAGCAAGCCGGGUACCCGGCCCCCGCCCGAGGGAGCCAGCUGGGAUGCAGGGCCUGGCCGCGCCCCCUCGGCCUGGGCAGUGCAGACAGAGGGCGGCCCCAGCCCAGGGAGCCCCGAGGUUCGGCCCGCCGAAGGUCCUCUCCCAGCCUCCCUGGAGCCCCGGAUCGUGAUGGGCGAGGAGACGUGCCGCCGGGCACCCCCACUGCCCAGGGCAGCCCUGCCAGAGCUCAGGGACUGGGAGGGUGGGCACGCCAGCCCCCACCCACCCCCCGAGUUGCGUUCUCAGGGUGACCCUCCUGUGCCUUUCCCUGCCCCAGACUCUGAUUCCUUCUUCACGCCGCCCUCCACCCCCACCGAGACAGCCUGCCCCCUGCUCCCCGGCCCCGGGCCCUGCAGCGACGCCGGGGAUGCCCAGGCCGAGCUGGGGGACUCGCCCCCAGCCUCCCCCUCAGGCUCCUAUGUCACAGCAGAUGGGGACAGCUGGGCCUCCUCUCCAUCCUGCUCCCUGAGCCUGCAGGCCCCGGCCGAAGGGCUGGAUGUGCCCUCAGGCUGGGGCUUCUCCCCAGCCGGGUCUGUGGCGGAUGAGAGGGAGCUGCCCCCGGCCCAGACCUCGGACACCCCCUCCCCAGAGUCCAGCCUCUCGGGGGACAGCAGCUCUUCCUGGGACCAGGAGGGCCACUUCUUCGACCUGGACUUCCUGGCCAACGACCCCAUGAUCCCUGCUUCCCUCCUGCCCUUCCAGGGCAGCCUCAUCUUCCAGGUGGAGGCUGUAGAGGUGACACCGCUGCCCCCUGAGGAGGAGGGGGUGCAGGAGGAGCAGGAGCAGGACGAGGAGCAGGAGGCCCCCGUCCCCAGGGGGGACCUGGCCGGGGAGGGUGAGGACGACAGCACGUUCGCCUCCUCCCUGCACUCGCUGUCUGACCUCUCCAUCACCGAGGGCAUGGACGAGGCCUUCGCCUUCCGGGAUGACACCUCGGCCGCCUCCUCUGAGCCCGACUCGGCCUCCUACGCGGGGGCUGACGAUGAGAGGCUGUACAGUGGGGAGCCGCAUGCACAGCCCACCACUCUGCUCCAGGACAGCCCCGCUGAAGCCGCCUUCUGGGGCCCAGAGCCUGCUCUUGGAGCGGCCCCCAGAGAGGCUGGCACUGCUGCCAAGAGCCAGGAACCAGGCUCUGAGAUACCCAAGGUGGGUCCCACGUCAGGCCAGGCAUCCGCAGCUGGCGUGGGCCCUCACAUCCCGCAGGAAGCCCCAGGCCUCACUGGGGUGACCCCUCAGGCCCAGGUAGAAGAGGCAGGCUCCACCAUGGGACCAGCACCUGUUGCCAUGAUCACACUCGGGCCCCUGAAGGAGGGAGACAGCCCUGCCUUGGGCACAGAGCCACGGACUUCGAAGGGAGAGGAGGGCCUCGCCUCCCUGCAAAAACGGAAGGAAGAAACAGGCCAGGGGUCUGUGGCUGCAGCCAGCCCCGAGCUCCAGCCAGAAGAGGAUCCGGCCAUAUCCUCACCCUUGCAGGAUACAGGCCUCCCCUUGGUUCAGGGAUCUGCCUCUGAGACCAGCCCUGGACCCCAAGCAGAAAAAAAGGACCUGAUGGCACCUUUGCCCCUGCAGGAUGCGGGUCUCCCCUCAGGCCAAGAAUCUGCCACCGAGACCAGCCCUGCGCCCCAGCCAGAAGUGGACCUGAUGGCACCUUUGCCCCUGCAGGAUGCGGGUCUCCCCUCAGGCCAAGAAUCUGCCACCGAGGCCAGCCCUGCGCCCCAGCCAGAAGUGGACCUGAUGGCACCUUUGCCCCUGCAGGAUGCGGGUCUCCCCUCAGGCCAAGAAUCUGCCACCGAGACCAGCCCUGCGCCCCAACCAGAAGUGGACCUGAUGGCACCUUUGCCCCUGCAGGAUGCGGGUCUCCCCUCAGGCCAAGAAUCUGCCACCGAGACCAGCCCUGCGCCCCAGCCAGAAGUGGACCUGAUGGCACCUUUGCCCCUGCAGGAUGCGGGUCUCCCCUCAGGCCAAGAAUCUGCCACCGAGACCAGCCCUGCGCCCCAACCAGAAGUGGACCUGAUGGCACCUUUGCCCCUGCAGGAUGCGGGUCUCCCCUCAGGCCAAGAAUCUGCCACCGAGGCCAGCCCUGCGCCCCAACCAGAAGUGGACCUGAUGGCACCUUUGCCCCUGCAGGAUGCGGGUCUCCCCUCAGACCAAGAAUCUGCCACCGAGGCCAGCCCUGCGCCCCAACCAGAAGUGGACCUGAUGGCACCUUUGCCCCUGCAGGAUGCGGGUCUCCCCUCAGGCCAAGAAUCUGCCACCGAGGCCAGCCCUGAGCCCCAACCAGAAGUGGACCUGAUGGCACCUUUGCCCCUGCAGGAUGCGGGUCUCCCCUCAGACCAAGAAUCUGCCACCGAGGCCAGCCCUGCGCCCCAGCCAGAAGUGGACCUGAUGGCACCUUUGCCCCUGCAGGAUGCGGGUCUCCCCUCAGACCAAGAAUCUGCCACCGAGACCAGCCCUGCGCCCCAGCCAGAAGUGGACCUGAUGGCACCUUUGCCCCUGCAGGAUGCGGGUCUCCCCUCAGGCCAAGAAUCUGCCACCGAGGCCAGCCCUGAGCCCCAACCAGAAGUGGACCUGAUGGCACCUUUGCCCCUGCAGGAUGCGGGUCUCCCCUCAGGCCAAGAAUCUGCCACCGAGGCCAGCCCUGAGCCCCAACCAGAAGUGGACCUGAUGGCACCUUUGCCCCUGCAGGAUGCGGGUCUCCCCUCAGGCCAAGAAUCUGCCACCGAGGCCAGCCCUGAGCCCCAACCAGAAGUGGACCUGAUGGCACCUUUGCCCCUGCAGGAUGCGGGUCUCCCCUCAGGCCAAGAAUCUGCCACCGAGGCCAGCCCUGCGCCCCAACCAGAAGUGGACCUGAUGGCACCUUUGCCCCUGCAGGAUGCGGGUCUCCCCUCAGGCCAAGAAUCUGCCACCGAGGCCAGCCCUGCGCCCCAACCAGAAGUGGACCUGAUGGCACCUUUGCCCCUGCAGGAUGCGGGUCUCCCCUCAGGCCAAGAAUCUGCCACCGAGGCCAGCCCUGCGCCCCAACCAGAAGUGGACCUGAUGGCACCUUUGCCCCUGCAGGAUGCGGGUCUCCCCUCAGGCCAAGAAUCUGCCACCGAGGCCAGCCCUGCGCCCCAGCCAGAAGUGGACCUGAUGGCACCUUUGCCCCUGCAGGAUGCGGGUCUCCCCUCAGACCAAGAAUCUGCCACCGAGGCCAGCCCUGAGCCCCAGCCAGAAGUGGACCUGAUGGCACCUUUGCCCCUGCAGGAUGCGGGUCUCCCCUCAGACCAAGAAUCUGCCACCGAGGCCAGCCCUGAGCCCCAGCCAGAAGUGGACCUGAUGGCAUCUCUGCCCCUGGAGGAUGCAGACCUCCCUCUGGUCCAGGGAUCUGACUCCGAGGCCAGCCCUGAGCCCAAACCAGGAGAGCUGACUGCAGCCCCACCCCUGCAGGAUGCAGACUUUCCCUCAGGCCAGGGGUCUGCCUCUGAGACCAGCCCUGAACCCCAGCCAGAAGAAAGGGACCUGAAUGCACUCCCACCCCUGCAGGAUGCGGGUCUCCCCUCGGUCCAGGAAUCUGCCACUGAGACCAGUCCUGAGCCCCAGCUAGAAAUGGACCUGAGAGCAUCUUUGCCCCUGGAGGAUACAGAACUCCCCUUGGUCCAAGCAUCUGCCUCAGAGGCCAGUGCUGAACCUCAUCCCAGAGAAGGAGACCUGACUGCAGCUCCACCCCUGCAGGAUGCAGGACUCCCCUCAGACCAGGGGUCUGCCUCUGAGACCAGCUCUGGACCCCAGCCAGAAGAAAGGGACCUGAAUGCACUCCCACCCCUGCAGGAUGCGGUUCUCCCCUUGGUCCAGACAUCUGCCUCUAAGGCCAGCCCUGAGCCUCAGCCAGAAGUGGACCUGAUGGCAUCUUUGCCCCUGCAGGAUGCAGGCCUCCCCUUGGGCCAGGAAUCUGCUUCCGAAGCCACUCCUGAGCCCCAGCCAGAAGAAAGAGAGCUGACGGCAUCUUUGCCCCUGCAGGAUGCAGGCCUCGCCUUGGGCCAGGAAUCGGCCACUGAGGCUGGUCCUGAGCCCCAGGCAGAAGAAAGGGACCUGAGUGCACCCCCACCCCUGCAGGAUGCGGUUCUCCCCUUGGUCCAGGCAUCUGCCUCUAAGGCCAGCCCUGAGCCUCAGCCAGAAGAAGUGGAUCUGACCGCAGCCCCACCCCUGCAGGAUGCAGGCCUCGCCGUGGGCCAGGAAUCGGCCACUGAGGCUGGUCCUGAGCCCCAGCCAGAAGGAAGGGACCUGAGUGCACCCCCACCCCUGCAGGAUGCGGUUCUCCCCUCAGUCCAGGCAUCUGCCUCUAAGGCCAGCCCUGGGUCUCAGCCAGAAGAAGUGGAUCUGACCGCAGCCCCACCCCUGCAGGAUGCAGGCUUCGCUUUGGGCCAGGAAUCGUCCACUGAGGCCGGUCCUGAGCCCCAGCCAGAAGAAAAGGACCUGCAUUCACUCCCACCCCUGCAGGAUGCGGUUCUCCCCUUGGUCCAGGCAUCUGCCUCUAAGGCCAGCCCUGAGCCUCAGCCAGAAGUGGACCUGAUGGCAUCUUUGCCCCUGCAGGAUGCAGGCCUCGCCUUGGGCCAGGAAUCUGCCACUGAGGCCAGUCCAGAGCCUCAGCCAGAAGAAAAGGACCUGAGUGCACUCCCACCCCUGCAGGAUACGGUUCUCCCCUCGGUCCAGGCAUCUGCCUCUAAGGCCAGCCCUGAGCCUCAGCCAGAAGUGGACCUGAUCGCAGCCCCAUCCCUGCAGGAUACAGGCCUCCCCUUGGGCCAGGAAUCUGCCUCCGAGGCCAGUCCUGAGCCCUGUCCUGAGCCUCAGCCAGAAGUGGACCUGAUCGCAGCCCCAUCCCUGCAGGAUGCAGGCCUCCCCUUGGGCCAGGAAUCUGCCUCCGAGGCCAGUCCUGAGCCCCGUCCUGAGCCCCAGCCAGAAGAAAGGGACCUGAUGGCAUCUUUGCCCCUGCAGGAUGCGGUUCUCCCCUUAGGCCAGGAAUCUGCCACUGAGGCCAAUCCUGAGCCCCAGUCGGAAGUAGCCCUGACCAUAUUCUCGACGCUGCAGGAUGCCGGUCUCCCCUCGGGCCAGGGAGCUGCCUCCAAGGCCAGCCCUGAGCCUCAACCAGAAGUGGACUUGACAGUAUUUCUGCCCCUGCAGGAUGCAGACCUCACCUCAGACCAAGAAUCUACCACCAAGGCCCUGCAGACAGAUGCGGGCUGCACCCCAGGGACCGAGCCCAUGGCCACUACCGCCCAGCGGAAAGGAAGCAAGACCUCAGGACUGAGGCCAGAGCCUGAAGAGAAGGACCCAGACCACAGUGGAGGCGCAGAUGCUCUGGCCUUGGAUCAGGCCCAUCCCAGUGGCUCGGAGCCGGCUGCAGAUGCUCGGACACCUUGGGCCUUGCAGGGAGAUGUGGGCCCCCCUGAGCCUACCACAGAGACCCCGGACCGCCCUGAGCCUACCACGGAGGCCCCAGAUCUUCCAGAACCUGACUCCAGUGGGGAGGAAACGGCCAGGGCACCUGAGCAGGGAGCCUGUCUUGACGGCCAUGUGCGCGGGGAUGAUGAGGCUGAGCCCAGCUUGUCCCCGAAGGAGGCCCUGGGGGCUGAGAAGCAGGGCGGCAAAGUCCUGGAGCCGGUGGCCCUCAGCCCAGAGGCGAGUCCUGCUGCCUGUCUGGAGGCUGGCCCGGUGCGGCCCCCAAGCCCCGUGGAGGAAGGAAGGGCCACCCUGGGGCCCAGGCUUCCCAGGGCUGCGGCCUCAGAGGCUGGGCUGGGUCCUGGCUCAGAGUCUCCAUCGAGGGCUGCGCCCAGGUUGGGAGGGGGCUGUCCCAAAGAUCCUGCCCCAACACUUCCACUGCCCUCAAGGCAGCCAGAGCCCGUGCUGGGCCGGGGCAGUGGAGGACAGGCCCAGGCAGCACUCAGAGUCCUCAGCCCCUCCCCGCCGCAGCCCCCGGAAAGCCGCGCCAGGCACCUGGCCAGUGCACCCCAAGACAGGACGCGGGGCCCUGAGCCAUCUGCUCCCGGGGUCCCCAUGGAGUCAGCCCCCACCCCAUCCGGCCCCCCUGCCCCCUGCUCUUGCCAGGGCCCCCGGGAAGACUUAGGGGAGGGCCAGGAGCCCCUGGGCUCUCCCGGCCUCCCACCACCACGGGCAAGAGCCCGGCGGGCAGCGGCUGCCUUCUCAGGGACUCCGAACCCCCCUGGGGCCGGGCAGGUGGGCCUCCCGCCCCAGCCCCUGCCCCUCAGCCCCAAGGCAGCCCCCAAGGGGGGCAACCAUGCCAAAGACCUGGCCUCGAGCAUCUCACCCCCCUGCCAAGUGCCUCUUGGCUCUGGGCCCCGGAGCCCAGCCGGCCCUCGAGGGCCCCCAGCCACCGAGCAGCAGGAUGAUCAGGACAGUGUGGAAGAAGACUCGCCACGGGCUCCGGGCUCCGGGCAGCACUCGGAUAGCCACGGGGAGUCGUCGGCCGAGCUGGAGGAGCAGGACCUCUCAGGACCGCAGACUGCGCAGUGCCCGGCCCAGGCCCCGGCAGGCGGCGCGAGCGAGGAGACUGUGGCCAAAGCCAAGCAGAGUCGCAGUGAGAAGAAGGCCCGAAAGGCGAUGUCCAAGCUGGGCCUCCGGCAGAUCCAGGGCGUCACCAGGAUCACCAUCCAGAAGUCCAAGAACAUCCUCUUCGUCAUCGCCAAGCCCGACGUCUUCAAGAGCCCGGCCUCCGACACCUACGUGGUCUUCGGGGAGGCCAAGAUCGAGGACCUGUCGCAGCAGGUGCACAGAGCUGCUGCCGAGAAGUUCAAGGUGCCCUCCGAGCCCUCCCCGCUGGUCCCCGAGUCAGCACCUGGGCCGAGGGUGAGGCCAGAGUGCGAGGAGGAAGAGGAGGAGGAGGAGGAGGAGGUGGACGAGGCGGGGCUGGAGCUUCGGGACAUUGAGCUGGUGAUGGCACAGGCCAACGUGUCCAGGGCCAAGGCCGUGCGGGCCCUGAGAGACAACCAGAGCGACAUUGUCAACGCCAUCAUGGAGCUGACGAUGUAGCUGCUGACCUGCGACUCGGCGCCACCCCUGCCCCCGAGCCCUGCUGCUCAAUAAACGGGUGUCCCUCAC
Phacochoerus africanus (Common warthog) is the source of this 7390-nucleotide messenger RNA. It is a transcript of the gene NACAD, whose product is annotated as NAC alpha domain containing. Lineage: Eukaryota; Metazoa; Chordata; Mammalia; Artiodactyla; Suidae. The transcript has 8 exons. Gene Ontology annotation, biological process: protein targeting to membrane. The record is from RefSeq and is a predicted model, not a curated record. Gene Ontology annotation, cellular component: nascent polypeptide-associated complex; cytoplasm. The coding region runs from base 89 to 7321 and encodes 2410 amino acids.